This is a messenger RNA of Plasmodium gallinaceum, 1671 nucleotides long. RefSeq names its product dynactin subunit 6, putative. Bases 1 to 1671 code for a protein of 556 amino acids. The transcript has 4 exons. Lineage: Eukaryota; Apicomplexa; Aconoidasida; Haemosporida; Plasmodiidae. Gene Ontology annotation, molecular function: dynein complex binding. The record is from RefSeq and is a predicted model, not a curated record. Gene Ontology annotation, biological process: mitotic spindle organization. Gene Ontology annotation, cellular component: dynactin complex.
AUGAGUAAAGAACAUUUUAGGAAGUUAUUAUCACUCGAUUUAGAUAGAGAUAUUAAGGAAAGUAAACAUUUUAUAAGAAAAGAAGCUCCUAUUUAUGAAUCCGAUUUAUCACAUACUUCAAGUAAUAUAGAGCAAAAUUCAAAUAGCUUGCUAGGUCUACUUUCUAUUAAAACAUCUACAGAUGAUUCUAAAAAUUCUAUAAAAAGUGAAAUAUUAUGUACUUAUAAAAGAGUUAGUUCAUUAAGUGAAUAUAUAUUUAAAUUUAAAAAAUUAAAAACAGAAAAUAAUACUUUUGAAAGUAAUAUAUUUAGAAAAUUUAAUACUAAUAAAAAAAAUUUAGAGUUAUCAGAUUUAGACGCAGAUCCUAAUCUAAGUUCAGAAUACGAUUCUACAUUUAGUGAAGCGAGUGUUAUUAAAGAAAUAAAAAAUGAUUACAGUAACAAUGAAAAUAAUUCAAAACAUACUGAUACAUUUGGCGAUGAUAUAUAUAAACAUAAUUCAAAAAAUAAGUUCCCCAUUAGAAAUAGUGAAAACUUUAAAAAUUAUAUGAAAAUCGAGAAAUCUCCUCUAUCAUUUUAUCUAAAUACUAUUUACAAAAUAGAUACAUAUAACUUUAAUAAGGAAAGGGUCUUUUCUAAGGAAGCUUUAUCUUUUGUAAAAAUUAAUAAAGAAAUAAAUAAAAAAGAUUUAAUUAAUGACAUUAGAGAAGUUGUUUCUCAUUCUGAUAAUAUAUCAUAUAAUUACAUGUUAAAAAAAAAUGCAAUAAAUUACAUAUUAAAAUGGAUUAGAAGGCAUAAUGAAUUAAUAAAUGGGUAUACACAGAAUAAUGAAAAAAAAGUUAAGAAAACGUUUUACAAAAAUAGAAGAAUAGUUAAGAAGAUAUAUGUGAAGGAUAUCAAAAACAAAAAAAUAAUGAAAGAGUUAACAUAUAAUGAAAAUAAAAAAUUAUUAAAAAAUAUAUGGGAUAGGAAGAAUUAUUUAUAUAAUAAAAAAAAUAACCAUUACUUUUUAAAAUUUUUUUUUGAUUAUAUCAUUUCCUUUUAUUCAAAGACUAAAAGGAAAUAUUUAUCACCAAAAAGAAAUUUAAAUUACUUUGAAAGAUACGUUAUCAAAUUUCUAUUUCAAAAUUUACAUAAGGAAGAUAUGUUUAAAUUUAAAAGUAUAUCAUUAAAUUCUAUAAUGGAUAAAAAUGAAAAGAUAGAGAAUGUUGAAGAAAUGGAUAAUGAAGCAUCUUUUAUUUUUUCAGAAAUAAAUGAAAAUGUAAAUAUCGGAAAAGGAAAUAUUAUUUUUCCUGGUUGUAAUGUUAUAGUUAAAAAAGCAAAAAUAUAUAUAGGAGAAAAUAACUUAUUUGAAGAUAAUGUUACUAUAAUAAAUAAUACAAAUAAAAAUAUGUACAUUGGUAAUUAUAAUAUUUUUAGGUCAGGAACAUGUAUAACAGAUUCUCUUAAAAUAGGAAAUAAAAACUAUUUUGAUUAUAAAUGUCAUAUAUACAACAGCAAAAUUGGAUGUUCCUCAUUUAUAGGGGUAAAUAUGUUCAUAGAUCAUAGAUGGACUAUAAAAAAAAAUUUAAAAAUUGUUGAUAAUAUUCUAACCAAUAUGAAUCCCGUAUUUGUUGAAGAAAAUAUACAUGAAAUAAAUCUUCGGUAUAAUUAUUUAAAGAAUUCAGAAUAA